This is a messenger RNA of Angiostrongylus costaricensis, 2859 nucleotides long. NCBI's taxonomy places the organism in Eukaryota, Metazoa, Nematoda, Chromadorea, Rhabditida, Metastrongylidae. The record is from the annotation of a GenBank genome assembly.
AUGGUGGACUACUACAAUGCUCCUCCGGCGUUCCACCAACAACAGCAGCACAUGUCUGGCUACGACUAUACGCAACAAGAGGAGGAAUGGGAUCGUGAGGGAUUGCUGGAUCCAGCUUGGGAGAAGCAGCAAAAAAAGACAUUCACGGCAUGGUGUAAUUCGCACUUGAGGAAAGCCGGCACCAGCAUCGAUCUGAUCGAAGAGGAUUUCAGAAACGGUCUGAAAUUGAUGCUGUUGUUGGAGGUGAUUUCCGGCGAACCGCUGCCACGACCGGAUCGUGGAAAAAUGCGCUUUCAUAAGAUCGCCAAUGUGAACAAAGCUCUCGAGUAUAUUGAAAGCAAGGGCGUAAAGCUGGUGUCAAUUGGUGCUGAGGAGAUCGUUGAUGGCAAUGUGAAGAUGACACUUGGACUAAUCUGGACUAUUAUUCUUCGCUUUGCUAUCCAAGAUAUCAAUGUUGAAGAACUUUCCGCUCGUGAUGGUCUUCUUCUAUGGUGUCAACGUAAGACAGCACCGUACAACAAUGUGAACGUGCAGAACUUCCACACAUCGUGGAAGGAUGGCCUCGCAUUUUGUGCUCUCAUUCAUAGGCACAGACCUGAGCUGCUCGAUUAUCACCAACUUCACAAAGGCGAUCCACUUCAUAAUCUGAACUUGGCAUUUGAUAUUGCUGAGAAGCAUCUUGACAUUCCAAGAAUGCUGGAUGCAGAAGACACUGCCAACAAUCCCGACGAGAAGUCCAUCAUGACUUAUGUGUCGUGCUUUUAUCAUGCGUUCCGCAACGCGCCAGAGAUUCGUGCUGCUCCAGUACCGAGUCGAGCGAUUCCAAUACAACCGGAACGUGACUGGCGUAAGGAUGUGAUCUUUUCAGACAUGGUGAAUUCUCAUCCUGACGAGAAAGCCGUCAUGACGUACGUGUCAUGCUACUAUCACUAUUUCAGUGGAAUGCGCAAGGCAGAAACGGCUGCGAACAGAAUCUGCCGCGUUCUCAAAGUUAAUCAGGAGAACGAGAAGAUGAUGCAAGAAUAUGAACAUCUUGCCAGUGAUUUAUUGGCCUGGAUAAACCACUGGAUGCCAUGGUUAGCAAACAGAACUACCGAUGAUAAUUUGGCGAUGGCGCAAAAGAAACUCGAUGACUACCGUAAUUACAGAAGACACGAGAAGCCACCUCGUAUUGAAGACAAGGGCCGACUAGAGACGUUGUUUAAUACGCUUCAGACUCGUCUUCGACUCUCAAAUCGACCAGCAUUUCUUCCUAGAGAUGGACAUCUCGUUAAGGACAUUAGUAAUGCAUGGAAGAACCUUGAGGAUUCUGAGAAAGGCUUUGAGGAAUGGUUACUUAGCGAAAUCAUGCGCUUGGAACGUCUCGAACAUCUUGCUGAGAAAUUUCGUCGUAAGUGUACCUUGCACGAGGAAUGGGCUCAUGGUAAAGAGGAGGCAUUGCGUAGCCAAGACUGGAAGAGCUGUGGUCUGUACAAGAUCAAGGCACUUCGUAAGCGCCAUGAAGCGUUUGAAAGUGACCUUGGAGCGCAUCAGGAUCGUGUUGAACAGAUCGCCCUCAUCGCCAGAGAGCUCAAUAAUCUUCGCUAUCCGGAUAUUGUACCAAUCAAUUCACGUUGUCAGCAUAUUUGCUCACAAUGGGAUCGCCUCGGUCAAUUAGCUGCGCAACGAAGAGUGACACUUGAAGAAGCAGAGCGAGUAGCCGAACGUCUCGAUUCUCUCUAUCUCGACUUCGCAAAAAGAGCUGCUCCAUUCAACAACUGGCUCGACGGUGCACGCGAAGAUCUAGCUGAUCUUGUGAUUGUUCACGAAAUGAGAGAAAUCGAAGAACUGUGCACCGCUCAUGAUCAGUUCAAGUCGACAUUAGGAGACGCUGACAAGGAGUUUGCUAGCAUAUCGGGUAUUGAACAGGAAAUCGAACGUCUUGUUGAAAGUCACGGCCUAGAUCGCGAACUGCUUCGCAAUCCGUACACAGACCUCGUGGCCGCUGAUAUCCGCCGUAAAUGGGGUGAAGUUCAGCAAGCUGUUCCAAGGCGAGAUGGUCAGCUGCAAAGCGAAUUACGGCGGCAGCAGAAUAAUGAGCGUCUUCGUACGGUGUUUGCGGAGAAGGCGAAUCAAGUAGGACCGUGGCUCGAGCGCGAACUCGAGCAGGUCCUUGCAAUUGGACUCGGCGGACGUGGACGUCUUGAAGACGCUGUAUAUCAGUUGCGUGGGAUCUACCAGGAUGCGCUUACCCACAAACCUAACCUGGACGAAUUGGAGAGAAUUCACCAAGAGAUGCAAGAAAAUUUCGUGUUUGAGAACAGAAAGAGCAGAUAUUCAAUGGAAUCGCUUCGCGUCGGUUGGGAGAGUCUCAUCACAAGCAUCAAUAGAACGAUGAGUGAAUUGGAGAACCAGAUUCUCAUGCGUGAUAGUAAAGGAAUAACCGAGGAACAAAUCAACGAAUACCGUGCCUCAUUCAACCAUUUCGAUAAGGACAGACAGGGACUCGAUCCAGAGCAAUUGCGGUCGUGUCUUAUUUCUAUUGGCUACAACAUUCGACCUGGACGAGAAGGUGAUGUUGAUCUUCAUCGAAUUCUUUCCCAUGUGGAUCCAAAUCGAAUGGGUCGUGUGCCAUUCGACGCAUUCCUUGACUUCAUGACUCUGGAGACUGCCGAUUCUGAUACAGUGGAACAAAUGAUUGACUCAUUCCGUAUACUCGCCGCUGGCAAGCCAUUCAUCACCGCCGACGAGUUGCGGCGUGAGCUUCCAAGUGACCAAGCUGCCUACUGUAUGCAACGAAUGGCGCCUUACAACGAUCCUCAUGCUCCGCCUGGCUCAUUCGAUUACGUGACAUUCAGUCGAAGUCUCUAUAGUCAGUAA